GGCCAGCACGGCAUUGGGGCCCGCGCGCGGCCACGCAGACGGCGGCGGGUGAGUGCUGGGGUCCGGCCGCAGGUUGUCCCGAGCCUGCCGUCCAGGCUGGGACCGCGGUCCGGCAGCACCGCCCGCGAACUUGGGGUCCCCGAAACUUUGCUGGACCUCCCGUGAGCGGAGACACCCAGGAUUGUGUGGAAACACUGGAGAGAACCGCCUCCCGAUGACCCGAGAUCAGUAAUCGCCCAUUCGUGUUGGCCGAUGUUUUCCCUCUAGCAAGGGCGCAAGGACCAGAGUGAGCAGUAAAUUUCUGUCGCUGGUUACAAACUAGGAAAGAAGCAGGCAACAGGCUGAGACUGCCGCGAAGACCUAAGAAUGUCCAGCAGUCAGUCUCCUGACUCCGGGGGGGCUGAACCGGAUGACCUUGCAGGACGCGGGGCCAGCGGCACCCAACCCCCUGAUGACCUUGCAGGACCCCGGGCCAGCCGCCCCCGCCCCCGCCCCGCGGCCCCGGGGAAAGACUCUGAUGAAAGGCGGAGCCAGAAAUACCAGCUUCCCAGCAAAUACCUGGAGAGCCGCCACAGCGAACAGCAAGACCGGGACAGAGUUUCUGAAGAACUGAUCAUGGUUGUCCGAGAAAUGAAGAAAUACUUCCCGUCGGGGAGACACCGUGAACCGAGCACCCUGGAUGCCCUCAGCUAUGCCCUCGGCUGUGUGCACAGCGUACAAGCAAGCAGUGAGUUUUUCCAGACUCGCAGUCCCCAUGGAGCGCCUCAAGCAGAUGUGACCACGUACAGUCUUGGGGAGCUGGCCUCCAUGGCUGCAGAGCACACUUCCAAGAACACAGACACCUUCGUGGCCGUGUUCUCAUUGGUGUCUGGGAGGGUGGUGCACAUCUCCGAGCAGGCGCCUUCCGUCCUGAACUGUCGGAGAGAGUCCUUGGCGUCCUCUCACUUCGCGGAGCUGCUUGCCCCUCAAGAUGUGAGGACGUUCUACACACACACGGCCCAGGCUCAGCUUCCCGUCUGGAGCAGCUGGACCCAAAGAGCAUCGCGGUACGAACUGGCUCCCGUGAAGUCCUUUUUCUGCAGGAUCCGCGGAGGCGGCGGCCGAGGGCAGCCUUACGCCCCGUUCCGGGUGAUUCCCUAUUUGAUUCACGUGCGGCCGCAGUCGGAGCCGGAGCCGGAGCCGGAGCCGGAGCCCUGCUGCCUCGCGCUGGCCGAGAAGAUGCACUCUGGCUACGAAGCUCCUCGGAUCCCGGUGGAUAAAAGAGUUUUCACCACAACACACACUCCAGGCUGUGUUUUUCUUGAAAUAGAUGACCGGGCCGUGCCUUUGCUGGGGUACCUGCCGCAGGACCUGGUCGGCACGUCCAUCCUCGCGCACCUGCACCCGGAAGACCGCUCUCUGAUGGUCGCCGUCCACCAGGAAGUGCUGCGGUCCGCGGGCCACGCCCCCUUUGAGCACCGCCCCGUGCGCUUCUGCACACACAACGGCGACUACGUCACCCUGGAUUCCAGCUGGUCCGGCUUCGUGGACCCGUGGAGCCGCAAGGUGUCCUUCAUCAUGGGCCGGCACAAAGUGCGGACGAGCCCGCUGAACGAGGAUGUCUUUGCUGCCAGAAUAAGCAAGAUGGGCAAUAACGACAAAGACAUAACGGAAUUACAGGAACAGAUUCACAAACUUCUGUUACAGCCAGUCCACGGGAGCGCCUCCAGUGGCUACGGCAGCCUGGGGAGCAGCGGGUCCCAGGAGCAGCACGUCAGCGUGGCCUCCUCCGGCGAGUCCAGCGGGCCAGGGGCGGAGGACGCCCAGAAGGAGCCGUUGACUUUGCAGCAGGUCUAUGCCGGUAUAAACAAAAUUAAAACCCUGGGGCAGCAGCUGUUCAUCGAGUCCAUGGCCAAACCACCCAACAAGCCAGCGGUGGGGACGCACGCAGGACGGCCCAGUGGUGAGCAGAAGGCCUUUUCUUCCGUACAGCCCUGGAAGAAUGAGAGCGUGCGCACUGAGUCUUGUCAGGGUUUGAGGAAAGACCAGCAUAGCCCCUCCUACCAGCAAAUCAACUGCAUCGACAGUGUCAUCAGAUACCUGAGGAGCUGCCGCGCCCCAGCUCUGAAGAGGAAGUGUCUCUCCUGCACAAACACCACUUCGUCCUCAGAAGACGACCGGCAGGCCCGCGAGGCAGACGGUGCCCACGCCUUGCGAGCUGCGUCUCGGAUCCCAUCAGUCCCUUCACCAGAAGUGCCCGCUCACGGACGGUCCACCGGUGCCGAGGGCGGAGCUGCGCGGACCGAGGCCAGGGCGGCGCCGAGCCUGGGCUCCGGCAUCAGCCAGUGCAGCUACAGCAGCACCAUAGUCCACGCCCCGCCCCCAGAGCCAGCAGAACCGACUCCCGCCGAGGACGCCGCCCCCGCCUGCGAGCCCUGGGCGCCCGGCACCCUGCCAGCCCCGUUGACCGCAGAGGAGUCUCAGCACGUGGGGCUCACCAAGGCCGUGCUGUCGGCACACACGCAGAGGGAGGAGCAGGACUACGUGGACAGGUUCCGGGAGAAGAUGCUGUCCUCCCCCUACAGCUCCUACCUGCAGCACGAAGGCAGAGGACAGGCCACGUGUUCAGAUGGUCAAGGAGCCUCCUCUCCCGGGCAGGCCAGGCCUCCUGGGGGCAAGAAGGGGAAGCACAAGCGGAAGAAGCUGCCGGAGCCACUGGGCAGCCGGUGUGCGGGGGACGCCUGCUGUCCCCACUUCAGAAGGGACGUCCAGGACGCUCAGCCCUGGAGCCUGCCCCCUGCCUCCCCUCUCCAUGCCCCCGGCCUGGCGUUCCCAGCGGCGGUGGUGGCUCCCAGCCAGGCCCUCCCUUACCUCGUGCCAGCGUUGCCCUUGCCCACUGUGGCCCCGGGGGGGCACUGCCCGCCUUUCCCAGAUGUGCCUUCACCUUAUACGGAGACUUUCCUAACUGUUGUGCUGCCUGGCCCCUCUGUGUGCCCUCUGUGGGCACCGUCGUUCUCUCCAUACCUGUAUUUGGGUGCAGCAGGCCCUUCUGAAACGCCACCCUCAGUACCAACAGCAGCUCCCAGUAUGGAACCACCACCUCCAGUCACCACCCAGAGGGGCUCUGGGCAGAGCUGGGAGACGCAGAGCGCAGGGCGCCCGCCCAGCUCCAGGGGCAGCUCGCCGCUGCAGUUGGCCUUGCUGCAGGAGGACAGGCCCCCGUCCUGCGAGUCUGCAGAGCAGCAGUGUGCUCCAGGCCACAGCGGGGAGAACAACCAUUUCUCUGCCAGGGACCUGUCCCCGGGGCCCCUGCCCAGGGAGUCCCCACCUGGACCCGGCUCUGCGGCAUCAGGGAGCAGUGGCAGCAGCAUGUGCCUCUCUGGUAGCGACGGCGCCUCUGAAGUCGCCCCCGACGGGCGGCAGCCUCGGGAAGUGCGGGCGGGGGACGCCGUUCCCCACGCAGCGGAGGAGCCCGUGUGGAGGAUGAUAGCACAGACGCCCGAGUGCGUCCUCAUGACGUACCAGCUGCCCGAGAGGGUGCAAGACGUGGUCCUGAGGGAAGACCUGGCGAAGCUGGAGCGCAUGAGGCGGCGGCAGCCACAGUUCUCCGCGGGGCAGCGGGCGGAGCUGGCCGGGGCGCAGAGCCGGGGCCUCCCUCCGGGAGCGGACACGCACGCCUGUGCCUCCUGCAGGGACAGAGCCGCGGGCGGUGGCACGGGAGGAGCCUGCAGCCAGGACCCCGGACGGCAGCUGAGUGGCUGUGAGGUGCCGAGCACAGCCUCCCGGGACAUCUCGGAGCCCCUGACUGUAAAUGACCGCGGCGUUGUCCUUGAACGCUAAGGUUUCUCCUCCUCGGCCUCUCGACGGAAUCGCUUCUCCGAAACAGACUUGGUAUAUAGAAUCUUUUCCUUCUCCCUGUUCCCGGCGUAUGAAAACACAGCCGGCUUUUUCUGGCUCAGCUGUGUCCGGAGGACUGGAGGGCUUCGCAAAGCUGUGUGUGCAGCAGAGGGAGGGAUAGUGAGCGUAGACGGCAGAGCCCAACCAGACCUCAGCCUCAUGGCCUUGGCUCUGCUGCUACGUCCGUCAUUCCCGUCCGAAGACGAGGCAAGUCCCGCCCAUGGCCCUGCGCCUCCCGAGGUCCCUAAACUGUCCAGUCAGCACAGGUGACGCUGCCCCAUGACCAGCACCAGACGCCCGUGAGCUCACAGCACCCGGCCCUCCUGUUUGCCGAUGGCACGCGCUGCCCGCCGGCCCCGGGGUGCCGAGCUCCGAGGGCAUCUGGACCAUCCGCACAGAGGCUCCCCCUCGGGCUCCACCUGCCACGGAACCUGAGUCUCAUCUGCAGAAGCGACCCGCUGCAGCCGGCUCAUUCCGGGGCCGUUGAAGUUCGCUUCCGCGUGUGAAAGCUUCUGACUCAAUCAGUGGUAUUUCCUUUUUAAUGUCUUUGUUUUUAUGGUUGUAAAUCAUACAGUCAUAAUCAGUGAUUGUAAAUCAUCGUAUGAUUGUAAAUCAUACAUCAGUGAUUGUAAAAAGGUUUGUAGAAAUUAAUAUUGGUUUUAUAUGCGUCUGUGUUUAAAUGCUUUUAAACCAAAACUACCA
Myotis myotis is the source of this 4578-nucleotide messenger RNA. It is a transcript of the gene PER3, whose product is annotated as period circadian regulator 3. Gene Ontology annotation, molecular function: transcription cis-regulatory region binding; transcription corepressor binding. Bases 367 to 3819 code for a protein of 1150 amino acids. The transcript is spliced from 22 exons. The record is from RefSeq and is a predicted model, not a curated record. NCBI's taxonomy places the organism in Eukaryota, Metazoa, Chordata, Mammalia, Chiroptera, Vespertilionidae. Gene Ontology annotation, biological process: circadian regulation of gene expression; negative regulation of transcription by RNA polymerase II; entrainment of circadian clock by photoperiod. Gene Ontology annotation, cellular component: cytoplasm; nucleus.